CUCCACCUCCCAGCGCCCCUUCCGAGAUCCCAGGGAGCCAGCGUGCCCGGAGAGCUGGAGGGUCCCGAGCUAGCCGGGAGGCAGAAGAGGCAGAAGAGGAAAGAGACCGAGCUAGCAGCUCCAGUGUGGGACAGGAGCUGAAGGGACAUACCGCGUCAACCCCAGCUGGGCUCCGGCGACCGCCAAGGCUUUUUGCAGCGCGGCCGCUAAAGCCGCCGCCUCAGAGCUGCCCUUUACUCUUCGGUGAAGUUUUUAAAAGCAUCUAGAGACUCGGAGGAAGCAAGGAAAGUGCCGGGUAGGACUGACAGUUGCCUUUGUCCUCUACCCCUCCACCCCGCCCCACCCCCUCCUGGGUCUCCUCUCCUGUUGCCGCUUGGCCCGCUCCUCUCUUCCUGUCCCCCUAACCCCCCCUCCAGUUGGCCCUGAGUGGCCAGCCCGAAUUUGCAGAGAGGUAACUCCCUUUGGCUUCGAGCAGGCAAGCUAGCUGCACGUUACAAAGACGGCUCUGGGGAGCCAGGCGACUGGUGAACCGCUUCAGCAAAGCACUGCAGCUGGGACCUGGCUAGUUAGGCUGUACACGGGGCGGGCCUCCAGGUUCCCUUCAUUCCCUUUCCAGCUCCUUCUGCACGCAGCAGCCACCCCCACCCCCUCCAGUUUGCAGGGCCUGAGACCAAACAAUGAAAGGGCAGUCAGGGCUUCAGUAGACCAUUAAAAAGAAAAAGAAAAAUCCCAAACAAAACAAACCUCCAAACUCAAAAUAAAACAAAAAGAAAAUAACCCGGUUCUUAAUUGCACCUGCUUCAGUGGAUACUGAAUUUGGAAGGCAGAGGGUUUUCCUUGUUUUUGUUUUUGUUUUGUUUCCUUCAAGAGUUGGGCAUCUUUUGAAUCUACCGUCCCAAGAUUUCAGUAACAGACUGUGAGACUAGCAGGGCAGAUCGUGUACAACGCGUGUUUUCCUGUGCAGGAGAUUUUGAGGCUGUCAGAGUGCUUUUGCGUGGUUAUUCCUGCAAGUUUCCUUCCCAAGAGCUUCCCGCAGGUGGGCAGCUAACUGCAGCGACUACCGCAUCGCAGCCUGUUGAACUUCUCAGCUAGACAAGGGGAAACAGGAUAAAGGAAUUAGGUGGAAGAGUCAGGCAGGCUCAAGGAUGGAGGUGCAGUUAGGGUUAGGGAGGGUCUACCCCAGGCCACCGUCCAAAACCUAUCGAGGAGCUUUCCAGAACCUAUUCCAGAGCGUGCGCGAAGUGAUCCAGAACCCAGGCCCCAGGCACCCUGAGGCCACGAGCGCAGCACCUCCCGGCGCCCGUUUGCAGCAGCAGCAGCAGCAACAACAGCAGCAGGAGCAGACCAGUCCUCAGCAGCAGCAGCAGCAGCAGCAGCAGCAGCAGCAGCCUGAGGAUGGCUCUCCCCAAGCCCAGAGCAGAGGCCCUACAGGCUACCUGGCCCUGGACGAGGAACAGCAGCCUUCACAACAGCAGUCCGCCCCCAAGGGUCAUCUGGAGAGAGGCUGCGUUCCAGACCCUGGAGCUGCUUCGGCCACCGGCAAGGGGCUGCAGCAGCAGCAGCCAGCACCACCGGACGAGGAUGACUCAGCUGCCCCAUCCACGUUGUCCCUGCUGGGCCCCAGUUUCCCGUGCUUAAGUAGCUGUUCCGCCGAUCUUAAAGACAUCCUGAGCCAGGCCGGCACCAUGCAACUCCUUCAGCAGCAGCAGCAGCAGCAGCAGCAGCAGCAGCAGCAGCAGCAGGAGGUGGUAUCCGAAGGCGGCAGCAGCGGGAGAACAAGGGAGGCCACUGGUGUUCCCACCUCCUCCAAGGACAGUUACCUAGGGGGCAGUUCAACCAUCUCGGACAGCGCCAAGGAGUUGUGUAAGGCAGUGUCAGUGUCAAUGGGCUUGGGUGUGGAGGCACUGGAACAUCUGAGUCCUGGGGAGCAGCUUCGGGGGGAUUGCAUGUACGCCCCGCUCCUGGGAGUUCCACCCGCUGUGCGUCCUUGCGCCCCACUGGCCGAAUGCAAAGGUUCUGUGCUGAAUGAUGGCCCUGGUAAGGGCACCCAAGAAACUGCUGAGUAUUCCCCUUUCAAGUCAGGUUAUGCCAAAGGGUUGGACGGCGACAGCCUGGGUUGUUCUGGCAGCAAUGAAGCAGGGGGCUCCGGAACACUUGAGAUGCCCUCCACCCUGUCUGUCUACAAGUCUGGAGCACUAGAUGAAGCGGCAGCUUAUCAGAGUCGCGACUACUACAACUUUCAGCUCGCCCUGGCUGGGCCGCCUCCCCCUCUUCCCCCUCCCCAUCCUCAUGCCCGCAUCAAGCUGGAAAACCCGCUGGACUAUGGGAGCGCCUGGGCGGCAGCAGCGGCACAAUGCCGCUACGGGGACCUGGCUAGCCUGCAUGGCGGGGGUGCAGUGGGACCCAGCUCAGGCUCACCCUCAGCCACCGCCUCUUCUUCCUGGCAUACUCUAUUCACAGCAGAGGAAGGCCAGCUGUAUGGGCCCUGUGGUGGGAGUGGAGGCGGCAGCACUGGCGAGUCAGGGUCUGUGACCCCCUAUGGCUACACUCGGCCACCACAGGAGUUGACGGGCCAAGAAGGUGACUUCCCUCCACCUGAUAUGUGGUAUCCUGGUGGUGUGAUGAGCAGAGUGCCCUAUACAAGUCCCAGUUGUGUCAAAAACGAGAUGGGCCCCUGGAUGGAGAGCUACUCCGGACCCUAUGGGGACAUGCGUUUGGAGACUUCCAGGGACCAUGUCUUACCUAUUGACUAUUACUUUCCGCCCCAGAAGACCUGCCUGAUCUGCGGUGAUGAAGCUUCUGGCUGUCACUAUGGAGCUCUCACUUGUGGAAGCUGCAAAGUGUUCUUUAAAAGAGCCGCUGAAGGGAAACAGAAGUACCUGUGUGCCAGCAGAAAUGAUUGCACCAUCGAUAAAUUCCGAAGGAAAAAUUGUCCAUCUUGUCGCCUACGGAAAUGCUAUGAGGCAGGAAUGACUCUGGGAGCCCGGAAGCUGAAGAAACUUGGUAAUCUGAAACUACAGGAGGAAGGGGAGGCUUCCAAUGCCACCAGCCCCACUGAGGAGCCAACCCAGAAGCUGACAGUGUCACACAUUGAAGGCUAUGAGUGUCAGCCCAUCUUUCUGAAUGUCCUGGAAGCCAUUGAGCCAGGCGUGGUAUGUGCUGGACACGACAACAACCAGCCCGACUCCUUUGCAGCCUUGCUGUCUAGCCUUAAUGAAUUGGGCGAAAGACAACUUGUACAUGUGGUCAAGUGGGCCAAGGCCUUGCCUGGCUUCCGCAACUUGCACGUGGAUGACCAGAUGGCAGUCAUUCAGUACUCCUGGAUGGGGCUUAUGGUGUUUGCCAUGGGCUGGCGGUCCUUCACCAAUGUCAACUCCAGGAUGCUCUACUUUGCCCCUGACCUGGUUUUCAAUGAGUACCGCAUGCACAAGUCCCGGAUGUACAGCCAGUGUGUACGAAUGAGGCACCUCUCUCAAGAAUUUGGAUGGCUCCAAAUCACCCCCCAGGAAUUUUUGUGCAUGAAGGCACUGCUGCUAUUCAGCAUUAUUCCAGUGGAUGGGCUGAAAAAUCAAAAAUUCUUUGAUGAACUUCGAAUGAAUUACAUCAAGGAACUUGAUCGUAUCAUUGCUUGCAAGAGAAAAAAUCCCACAUCCUGCUCAAGGCGCUUCUACCAGCUCACCAAGCUCCUGGACUCUGUGCAACCUAUUGCACGAGAGCUGCAUCAGUUCACUUUUGACCUGCUGAUCAAGUCCCACAUGGUAAGCGUGGACUUUCCAGAAAUGAUGGCAGAAAUCAUCUCCGUGCAAGUGCCCAAGAUUCUUUCUGGGAAAGUCAAGCCCAUCUAUUUCCACACACAGUGAAGCUUUGGAGACCCCCAUUUUCUCACCCUACCCUACUCCCCUUUUCACAUAUCUUUUGCCUGUUACAAUUCUGCACUACUUCUUUGCAGUGCCUUGGGGAAUUUCCUCUUUUGAUGUACAAUCUGUCAUGAAGAUGUUCCUGAGUUCUAUUUGCUAAACUUUUUUCCCCCUCUUUUCCUCCUUUCUUUUUUUCCCUUCCUAUCUGACCCUCCCAUGGCUCUUUCAGACUCUGCUCCCUGCCAUGGCUCUUAUCUGUGUUUUGAAUGGUGUUGUAUUUCUUUAAAUCUGUGAUGAUCCUCAUGUGGCCCAGUGUAAAGUUGUGCUUGUUUAUAGCACUGCACUGUGUGCCAGCCAUGCAAACAUUUACUCACUUAAUGCCACGGGAAGUUUAGAGAGCUAAGAGUAUCUGGGAAAACAAAAACAAAAACAAACAAUGCUCCUAAAACCAAAAAUCCUUGUAGGUUUUUUUCCCUCUUAAAAAAUAUAAAAACAAGCACAAUUCCUCAAAAAGACCAACAGUGACUACAGUAAGGUGAAAAUUGCAAGCGCAUGGGGAGUCACUGAUUUUGUUUUUUUCCAAACUCAGCCUCCCUGGGAAACUUUCUUUUCUGCCAAUGGCUAUUGCCAUUAGAGGACAGAAUGACCACAAAGAUUAGUUAGAAGUGGGAUGAGGGGAGGAGACAGAUUUAAGAGAUGAUGGGAGGAAGAAGACAGAUGGAUCACCAGUACCUGCCCACAACCUUGGCCCCUGAUGGCUAGACUGCGUUAACUGCAGUGCAAUUCAUGGUACUGAAAAUGUGCUUCUUGUUUGAAAACGUGUCUGCAUGUGAAUACCUUCCCUACAACCAAUACUUUUUCUCUCUCACUGUCUGCCUCCACCCUCGAAUUGACUUUCAGUAAGCCUUUCUAAGAGCUUUGAACUGAAUGUUCUCUUUAGCCAAAACUUUGUCACUUCCACUAAAGACUCAAACCAGUAAGAAAGAAGGGAGAGAUCUGACCCUUUGGAAGACCCUAUACAGAUUGAGGUCUGCUUUCCCAUUUAUGCAUCAGGGAAGAGGUUGGGGCUGGAGUCAGAGGAAAAGGAAUUGAUGGCUUGGUGGUUUUCCUGCUUAGGGCACUCUUUGCCCUUACCUUUAAAAGAUCUGAAUGUUUUCUGCCUGAUGCCAUGCAGCUGAAAGCUCCCUCUUACCCUCCCUUCAGUGUUUUGUGUGCCUAGACUUCACUAGACUGUGUUAUAGCCAUGGUGGUGAUGUUUGUCCAUUAUUUGGGCAUGUUCACAGACUCUCUGCUAAGAGCUCCUACCACCAAGAAGGCCAGCAAGCCAAGAGUCUUGACAUCUGUCUCUAGACACCUGUAGACUCAAAAACUUCUUACCAAAUGUCUUUCAUCAACUAUCCGAUCUCUGGAGCCCUUAGACAAACUGGAAAGAAGGCAUCAAUGGGAUUGGACAAGCUGGGCAUCUUGCCCUUGUCCCUUAGAGAUGAUACCUUCCCACCAAGUGGAAAAAUACCUACUUCUUCCUCCAGAGCAGCUAAAGGGGCUAUGAAGGUCAGGGUUAAAGAGAAAACUCAAUUACCAGAAUGAGAAGAAUGAAGGCACUAGAACCACAAACCCUGUAAAUGCUCUCCUUGCCACCCAGCAUAUCCACCUACAGAAGUCAUGGGAAGAAGAGAGAAGAAACUAAGAGGAGACUGACUACUAAAUUAAAGUCUUCAGAGGCAAAAUCUAAAGCCAGAUGAGCACCAUCUGGUCAGUUUACUCAUCAUCAUCCUCUGCUGCUGAUUCUGGGCUCUGAUAUCGGCCCUACUCACUCAGACUCCCCACCUUUGUUGCUGCCUCUCAGUCAGAGGAAGACUGAAACAUUUAUACUAUAGAACCAUCACUUCUGUUGGAAAGUUCUGGUUGGUGUGGCUCCAAUGGGCUGCCAUCCAUGAACUCAGGGUGUGCUCCCGGGACACUGGUUUCAUAUAGUCCUUUGGCACACCUCUAUUUUGUUGACUUUGUCCCCCAAUCCUGAGUUCAGGAGGAAUGUCCACCUACUUUCUCAUCUUGGCAACUGCCUCCUCGCUUAGCUGUUAAAGUCAUCUGUUAAACUCAAGAAAUGAGGGGCAUGUUACCAAGCUACCCAUUUCAGUUGGUUCACUCUACUUGUUGAGAAGAUAGUAUCUGAGUGACAUGUUAUUAUCUACAUGGGUUUCCUCCUCUGAUUUCUGUGUUGAUAUUAAUAGCCAAAUGAACUUGCAAAACAGCUUUUUUAAAUAACAAGGGAAAGGGGAACCUAAGAUGGGUGAUAUACCAGUCUAAGACUGCUGGACAAAAUUAAAGCUGACAGGUUCUCUUUCUGAGGUGGGAUAGACAAAUUAUGGUUUUCUUUGUUAUGACAUCAUUUGGCUUGUAUAGGCUCACAAGAUUACUUCUAGCUGUUUUAAAGAAAAAAAAUCCACUCUUUUCAGUUAAACUAGGUUAUAGAUUAAUAGUUCCUUUACAUCUGUUUUGAAAUGAUUUUCACCUUUUGUGGUACAUGGAUUUGAUUAUAUCAUUAUAAUACCUUUACUUGUAAAUACUAGAUGCUCUCCUUUUUAUUUCUCUGACUACAAAAUUUUUCAUCUUUAUGGAUUUCCCAAUUGUGACUCUUGUCUUUAUGAAUAUGUAUGUUUUGCAUUUGUGAAAGCCAAAAAUCAGUGAAACAGCAGUGUAAUUAAAAGCAGCAACAACUGAAUUACUCUGAAUUUCUGAAUGGCAAGACUAGGGAAAAUGGCCUAAACAAGGCCUUAGGCCUAGUGUUUUUGCACUGAGGUUUCAGUGAGUGAAGGAGAUUUUAGCUUAGCUUUGUUCUCCCACAGAUAAAAGGGAGAUUUUUUUUUUCUUUUGGCCAUUGAUGUUCCAGCCAGUGUAAUUGACAAAAGUCUCAUUUUGCAUGUACUCUGCUAUACAGACUUGAUGUGGUUGGCACAGUCUGCUCACCCAUGAAGGAUGGGCCAUCCAGAUCCACUCACCUGGUAAGCUGAAAGAUGAGAAUAACUCACCAGACAAGUCAUGGUAGCUGUCUCCAAAGAGGUUUGCAGUGCACAAUGAGGAUGGAGUGAGGAAGAGAAAAAGAACAUCAGGGAGAAGGCCCCAUCUGUGCUAGGUAGCAGACAGCUGCCAGGGUCACAAACUCUGUGGCCAAAGAGUCAUGUGGCAGUUUCAGCUUUUGUUCAUUGUGUAGUGAUCCCAAGCCUGGCCUCUGAGUUGAAAUGUGGGUUGAGUUCUUUGUUUCACAACUUUUCUGUGCCACAGACAGUAUCAUUGUUCUUGGAGACUUCAUUAUUUUUUUAAUGAGAAUGGAAGUUUUUGAAGGAUUCUGUAACAUAUCUUUGAAAAAGAAAUUCCAUAUCACAUAUAUUUUUAUAUAUGUUCACUGUAACUAAAAAAGAAGAAAAAAAAGCUUCACUCUGUCCUUUGGGUAGUUGCUGAGGUGAUUCCAGGUUGAGAAAUAACGUGCUGAUGCUAGAGUCCCUCUCUGUCCAUACUCUACUUCUAAAUACAUAUAUUCAUAUAUAUCAAGAAGUAUUCUAUUUGCACUUUAAGAGAAAUAGUUUCAUCAUCCACAUGAUACACUACACAAAUGACCUAACUUUGAGCUUCAAGUACUUUCUGUUUGUUUCAUUAGCCACAGCACAGAUAUGGCCUUGCCCUCUUUUCUCCCUUGAUAUUUGGCAGGGUUCAAAAGCCCAAGCCACUCCCUUUUACCCCUUUCCAGCCCUGUGCCAGGGUUGUACUUCAUGAGACUCUCUCAAGACAUCCCUGUAAUUAUCCCUGCAUGGCCCUGGGAAAACAAGAAACUGACUACUAAUCAUCUUGUGCCAUUUUCCCAGGUGAGUGGGCACUGGGCCAAAGGAGUGACCUUUGUGCUCAACCCCUGUAAAGGGUCAUGGGAACCAGGAAUGCUAAAGCACAGGCUCAAAUCCCAAACUUAAAGUCAAUAAGCCAUUUAGCAUGUUCAUUUUCUUAUAAAAGGAAGUUUCUACCCCUGCUGCCUUUUAUAGGCAGGUCUGUUUCUUACCAAUAAUCUCUUUGAAAACCUUUGAAAGUAGUUUUUUAAAAAAUACAAAGAAAUGAAAGCAUCACAUUAUGUAACCAAAGAUUACACUGUAUCUGCUAAGAGACCAAAAUUUUAAGAGCAGGGAGGGAGCAAGCAUUAGUGCCUCUUUGGAAAACUAUCCAAAGACAGACUAAAGGACUUUUGUUGUUGACUGACCUAUAUAAGAGUUUUGUGGGUUUCCCCCAACAAUAUACAUGUUUAUAAAAGUGAAAAUAAUUUCAAAAAAUAAAAAGGAUUAUAAGUCCUUCACUAAGUGAUUUUAUAAGCAGAACUAGCUUUCUUUUUCUCUAGUAGUUGUUGAGCAAAUUCUUAAAGCUCCAUUAUUGCAUGGAUGGAAAUGGAGCUGUCUUGGCCACUGUGUUUGCUAGUGCCCAUGUUAUCUGAAGAUGUGAAGCCCUUGCUGAGAAGGGGAGCAUUUAAAGGACUAGAUUUUGCACUAAAGGGACAGCAGGCAGAAUUCCUCAUUUCUGCUCACUUUGGACAGCACAAAAAGUUCUCCUGGGUUUACGGCAGAAGGUUGAAAUAUAUUGUAAAUGAGUAUUUGUAUCCAUGUUUCAGAUUGAAUUGUAUAUGUAUAGAUAUAAUGUGUUCUGAUAGCUUUAUCUUUCUCUGCACCUUUAUAUUUGGUUCCAGGUCAUAAUUGAUACCAUGUACUUAUGAGAGAGGCCACAGUUACAUUUUGGAAGCUCUCCUCAGAAUGGAAAAGAUACCUGGGUUAAUCACAUAACUAAGAGAUCUCUGCCUCUACUGGGGCCUUACCCAUAGGCCUAACAAAGAAGCAGAGGGGGAAAAGGAUAGGGUACAUGAUGUAUUGCACUUUACUAGCCCAAGACAGAUGAAUGUGUAAAGGGUGGUGAAGACUCAUUGGAAUCAACUGGGAUUUACCACAAGGGAGGCCCAGACUUGGGGCCAAAGGCCCACCCAAAUGAUUAACCAGUGGCCUCCUAAUAGGACUUGAGCUUUG
This is a messenger RNA of Lynx canadensis (Canada lynx), 8908 nucleotides long. RefSeq names its product androgen receptor (gene AR). The transcript is spliced from 8 exons. Gene Ontology annotation, cellular component: nucleus. The coding region runs from base 1146 to 3860 and encodes 904 amino acids. Gene Ontology annotation, biological process: male gonad development; androgen receptor signaling pathway; regulation of DNA-templated transcription. Lineage: Eukaryota; Metazoa; Chordata; Mammalia; Carnivora; Felidae. The record is from RefSeq and is a predicted model, not a curated record. Gene Ontology annotation, molecular function: zinc ion binding; steroid binding; nuclear receptor activity.